Messenger RNA from Drosophila biarmipes, 345 nucleotides. RefSeq lists its product as uncharacterized. The coding region runs from base 58 to 291 and encodes 77 amino acids. NCBI's taxonomy places the organism in Eukaryota, Metazoa, Arthropoda, Insecta, Diptera, Drosophilidae. The transcript is spliced from 2 exons. The record is from RefSeq and is a predicted model, not a curated record.
GAUUUUCACCUCAGUUGCAUUUUGGUUUUGCUUCGCGGUAGUUCACCGCACCUUAUAAUGUUUCGCUUGGUGAUCUUUAUCCUGCUACUAAUAGCAUUCUUCUGUCGCCUAAGUUUUCAAAUAAAUCAACAAAGACAAAGACAGACUGUAAAGGCACGUCUAAUGUCCAACAUAAGCAUGUCGCUCUAUUGGUUGUUCCAAGGUUUCAUACCAUUUGAUAUAAUCAAAAACGAAAAGGAGUGGGAUGAAAUCAUAGGUGCUGAAGAGGUCGAAAUAUUCGCUUGGGAUUAAUAUUUAAAUUAAUGAUAAAUGAUUAAUAUAUUAACAGACUGCCCAAGUGAAACG